Molecule: messenger RNA, 579 nt
Organism: Scutellospora calospora
Lineage: Eukaryota; Fungi; Glomeromycota; Glomeromycetes; Diversisporales; Gigasporaceae
Source: the annotation of a GenBank genome assembly
ACUUUGCAAGGUCUGCAUUGGUUAAACCUGUGAUUGUAAACGUUGGUCGUGCCGGUGCUGCCAACUUGGACGUCAUUCAAGAGGUAGAAUAUGUAAAACAAGAAUCCAAAAUUGUGUAUCUAUUGGAAUGUCUACAGAAAACUCCGCCUCCCGUGCUAAUAUUUGCAGAGAAUAAGAAUGAUGUGGAUGAUAUUCACGAGUACCUUCUUGUUAAAGGAGUUGAAGCUGUUGCGAUUCACGGGGGGAAAAAUGAACGUGAAUUUGCAAUCCGGUCGUUCAAAGAAUACAAGAAAGAUGUGCUUGUUGCUUCCGAUGUGGCUUCCAAAGGACUAGAUUUUCCAGAUAUUCAACAUGUUAUAAAUUACGAUAUGCCAAAAGAAAUUGAAAAUUAUGGCAAAAUCGGACGUACUGGACGUUCCGGAAAAACUGGUGUAGCUACUACAUUUAUUAACAUGAAUUGUUCUGAGCAGAUUUUACUCGAUUUGAAGCAUUUACUCAGAGAAGCAAAACAACGCGUUCCUCCUGUACUGGAAGCUUUAAGGGAUCCAUUAGAAGAAGAGUAUAAAGAAUUGUCCGGAG